Messenger RNA from Rattus norvegicus (Norway rat), 7227 nucleotides. RefSeq names its product ubiquitin specific peptidase 2 (gene Usp2). Gene Ontology annotation, biological process: protein stabilization; circadian behavior; circadian regulation of gene expression. Gene Ontology annotation, molecular function: cyclin binding; identical protein binding; cysteine-type deubiquitinase activity. The record is from RefSeq and is a predicted model, not a curated record. Gene Ontology annotation, cellular component: nucleus; perinuclear region of cytoplasm; cytoplasm. Lineage: Eukaryota; Metazoa; Chordata; Mammalia; Rodentia; Muridae.
UUUUUUUUCCUUUUCUUUUUUUUUUUUUUUUUUUUUUUUUUUUUCAGAGCUGGGGACCGAACCCAGGGCCUUGAGCUUGCUAGGCAAGCGCUCUACCACUGAGCUAAAUCCCCAACCCCGGUCCUCCCUAUCUUAAAACACCAGCAGCUGGGUUAGCAGUUUGGCCUCUUCGUGUUCGCUCAACUUGUGACGGACAGCACUAGAGAAUCCACCUUCUCCAUGUCUGGGACUCAGACUCAUCCCCAGCCCUCUGCUCUGACCCCUGAUCCUUCCUGUUAUUUCCAAGUAUUCCCAGGAUUCUGGCUCAUUCUCUGCUUCCACCCAGUCACUAGGCAUUGGGUGGAAGGUGGGCUUGUCACUGCCCCUUUAAUUCUCCUGGGGCCUGGAAUGCAAGUGAGUUGCCAUCUCGGCGAGGUCAGAUAAGAUACUAUAUAUAUCUAGCUAGCGUAACCUGAGCUCCGGAUUACCCAGCCCCAGUCAGACUCCAGCUUCUAGACUCUACAACAGCCGUCUUUUCCCUGCGAGGAAAGAAGCCCCCAGAUCCCAUCCAGUGCCCCCGGACACAGGUCAGUAGCCCUCUCUUUGGUGUCAGAGCUUCAAGUAUGGCUAAGUAAAGCCUCAUUGAGUUCGGGAGAGCAUUUGAGAGGCUGCCCGCUGGACUUGGUGAGCGUUGUAACCAAACCCAAAUGCUCCUCAAGAUAUGGGGACAGAGGACAACUGAAGCCCUAAAGGUGGGGGGGUGAGACUCUCUCCAGGGCAGGGAGCACUAGGAGGGGUACUUGAGCAAAGGGGGUGAAGAAGAAAAUCACAAGAUACCUUCUGCUUCUAGGAAGCCUGUUUCUUUGCCUUUUCUUGGACUUGUAGAGAUAUCUAUCCAUCCCAACCCCAAAUCGAAAAACACCCUGUGUGAUCCCCCCCUAGGCCCACCCACCUCUCCACAAGCCAGGAUACUUGUCCUGAUCUCUCUCAUCUCUGAUCUCUUCACUUUACCUCUUCAACUCCCAUCCCCUCCCCAAGUUCUGGGCACCUCCAAAGUGCAAGAGAAAUGGAGACCUGCACAAAUUCCUUUACAGGACCUCCCCUCCCCAAAGCGAGAGGAUUCUGUGAUAAAAGUAGGUGGGUUGCUGCAAGCAUCUGAUAGAGAGCAGUGCUAGCAACAGGUCAGAGGGUCAGGCUCAGGGCUCAAGAGGCCUGAGAGGAGCCGAUGGUAUAAUGUAAAUGUACAGCUCUUGCCAUUUUCUCCACUCUGUCAGGGUGGACACUUGUGGCCAGAGAGUCUAGCAAGGGAUCCAAGCAGCAAGGAGGAAGGGUCAUAGGUGUGACAGGGUGUCUAUCCCCCUCUUAGUCCUCAGUCAGCACAUUCUGAUACAAUUAGCAGGCAGCUUUGGGAAGCUCUGAGGUCACUACUGCGGAGGUUCCCGAGCACCUAGUGAGACUGACUGGGUCUCCCUGCUGACCUGCCCUGAACAUCUGGGUAGGAAGAAAGGGACUUAGUGGUGUUUUAGGUGUGUCCAUGAAGUGUCUUGUAGGGUAGAGGACGUAAGUGAGGGCAGUGACAAAGCCACAGAUGUGGCUAGGCCUAUGCCUCAGAAAGAUGAGCCCAUCGGGACAGAAAGGGGCAUGAAUCUGCUAAGAGGUGGUGUAUCACCAGUCCUCUGCCUCCAGGGCCAGGAGUGUCUGGGAUUCUUGAGGCUUAAGUCCCUCCUCCAGCUGGGCAGGUUAGGGAGCCCUUCACGUGAGCUACAGGAAAUGACAGUGACUGAUGACAGUGACUUGAUGCCAGGUGGUUGGUUGCCUCAAGGGAACAGGGUUCGUUUCAACCCCUGACUCACCUAGUGUGGGUACUUUGGGGAGUGGGCUAAACUGCAGCCGUGGGAAGGAGGCUCAGGGAUAUGUCUGCCACCAAGCUGGGGCCCAGAAGCCUGUGCUGGGGUAGAUGCCAGUACCAGGGGACACACAGGGCUUGGCAGAGAGGAUGAAAUAGAGGCCUCGAUCACCAUCUCUCCCUCGAUCAGUAUUGUGCUGCAGCUCAGGUUACACCAGGCUUCAUUUUCAUUCACUUACAGUGGAAAAUCCAGGGGCUGCUCCCGCAAGCAGCCUUCUCUCCUAGCGGGAUAAAUAGGCGUGGGCAUCCUGGAGGGGUCCUCCUUUGACUUCACAGGCCCAUGGCCCUGCUUUCAGGACAGGGGAUGGAUGGCUUCAGGGUAGCUGCAGUGAACAGAGCUCAGUUCCCACCCAGCAGAGACAACUGCAGCAGCCUGACAGCGGGAGAGGGUCCACAUGACUUGCAGAAAGAACUGAUUCGGGUUGGGGAUUUGGCUCAGUGGUAGAGCGCUUGCCUAGCAAGCACAAGGCCCUGGGUUCAGUCCCCAGCUCCGGAAAAAAAAAAAAAAAAAAAAAAAAAGAACUGUUUCCUUACCCACAAAUAGACGCAUUGAUAGCAUGACCGCUUAAAGCUGCCGGGGGAACUGAGUUAGUGUGCUAGAGCCCUAGUCGGUGCAUCUUUAAAUGUUAAGAUCUGAAAUAUCGGGGGCUGGGGAUUUAGCUCAGUGGUAGAGCGCUUACCUAGGAAGCGCAAGGCCCUGGGUUCGGUCCCCAGCUCCGAAAAAAAGAACCCAAAAAAAAAAAAAAAAGAUCUGAAAUAUGGACAAUAAAACUUUACUUAAGUUUCACUCUUAGGGGCUCAUACUUAACAAUCCCAGCUCUUGGGAUAUGAGACAAGACAGAGACUUUGAGGUCAGCCUAGACUCGUCCAAAAAAACAAAAACAAAAGCAAAACAAGGCACUAUUUAAAUUUCUUGUACAUUUAAAAAUACGAAUUUUUUUUCGUUUUCAUUUAACGCAAACAAUAUAGCCUUUGCAAUUAUGUUUCUUAAACCUGAGAAUGUAUGCAUCUAAAAAAGUUCAAGCUUUCGUCUGCCUUGAGAUUUUCAGGACCUCUACACUUAAGGACACUGCCAGGAAGGCUAGGGAGGACCAAGUACAUACAGGAUGAGGCUAUCUGGCAGACAAAGUCAAAAGCUGCAUUCAAGGUCCUCAGUGAGUUCUAUGCCUGGUCUGUAGGUGUGUGGGACCAGUUGGCUGGGAGCCUUAGCUGCAUGGCUCCGUUGUCCCAAGAGGAAGCCAAGUGCAUCUGUGCAAAAUGAUGCCACCAUGCCAGUUUCUGUGGGGAAACUUUGCAAAGCGAUGGAGACUCUCAGAGAGAAGGGAGACAUCAAAAUCUCUGUUAAAAAAAAAAAAAAAAAAGGCAAGAGUAGGAACUACCACCACCACCGCCACCGUUGUCCAAGGUGGCAGGCCCCUGGGGAGGUGCAGCCAGCAGCCACAUGCCUGAACUUGCCAGUUCUGGAAAAACAAUGAGAGAAGCCAGGCAGCAGGGGCCCCACACUGGACAGGGAGGAGUGUGGGGAAUCCCAGCCAAUAGGCUGGCCUCCCACUGCCCCAUGAAAGAGCCAUUCAGUCCCAGGCGUUCCUGUGGCAACAGGGAGACUCAAAGCCAUGAGAGUGCUGCCCGUCUUGCGCAGCAAGGCCAUAGGCAGAUUCCCCAACUGAAGCUCCCGCCCAUGGUGCAUUCAGUAGCCUCCAGGGACAGCAGGACCAGCCCAUGAGGCUCCCAGUACCCACUGAGUACCACCCUGAAGGAUGUCCCAGCUCUCCUCCACCCUGAAGCGCUAUACAGAAUCGUCCCGCUACACAGAUGCCCCUUAUGCCAAAUCGGGCUAUGGCACCUACACCCCUUCUUCCUAUGGGGCCAACCUGGCCGCCUCCUUCCUGGAGAAGGAAAAACUUGGUUUCAAGCCGGUCUCCCCCACCAGCUUCCUCCCACGGCCCCGCACCUACGGCCCCUCCUCCAUCCUGGACUGUGACAGGGGCCGCCCCCUGCUGAGAUCUGACAUCACUGGGGGUAGUAAGCGGUCUGAGAGCCAGACCCGUGGCAAUGAAAGGCCCUCAGGCAGUGGACUCAACGGAGGCAGUGGAUUUCCUUAUGGAGUGACCAGCAACUCCCUCAGCUACCUGCCCAUGAAUGCCAGAGACCAGGGCGUGACCCUGGGCCAGAAGAAAUCGAACAGCCAAUCAGACCUGGCCCGGGAUUUCUCCAGCCUCCGGACCUCAGAUAGCUACAGGACUUCAGAUGGCUACCGGGCCUCAGAUGGCUUUAGGAUAGACCCCGGAAACCUGGGUCGCAGCCCCAUGCUGGCCCGCACACGUAAGGAGCUCUGUGCCCUGCAGGGCCUCUACCAAGCAGCCAGCCGUUCUGAGUACCUAACAGACUAUCUGGAGAACUAUGGCCGCAAGGGCAGUGCACCACAGGUGCUCACACAGGCCCCUCCCUCCCGAGUCCCCGAAGUCCUCAGUCCCACCUACCGACCAAGUGGCCGCUACACACUGUGGGAGAAGAACAAGGGCCAGGCUUCUGGGCCCAGCCGCUCCACUUCUCCAGGGCGAGACACCAUGAAUUCAAAGAGUGCCCAGGGUCUGGCUGGUCUUCGAAACCUUGGGAACACGUGCUUCAUGAACUCAAUUCUUCAGUGUCUGAGCAACACCCGCGAGUUGAGAGAUUACUGCCUCCAGAGGCUGUACAUGCGGGACCUCGGCCAUACCAGCAGUGCACACACAGCUCUCAUGGAAGAGUUUGCAAAACUAAUCCAGACCAUAUGGACGUCAUCCCCCAAUGAUGUGGUGAGCCCAUCUGAGUUCAAGACCCAGAUCCAGAGAUAUGCACCACGCUUCGUUGGCUAUAAUCAGCAGGAUGCUCAGGAAUUCCUCCGUUUCCUUCUGGAUGGCCUCCACAACGAGGUGAACCGGGUGGCAGCAAGGCCUAAGCCCAGCCCUGAGAGCCUUGAUCAUCUCCCUGAUGAAGAGAAAGGGCGACAGAUGUGGAGGAAGUAUCUAGAAAGGGAAGACAGUCGGAUUGGGGAUCUCUUCGUUGGGCAGCUAAAGAGCUCCCUGACGUGCACCGACUGCGGCUACUGCUCUACAGUGUUCGAUCCCUUCUGGGACCUCUCGUUGCCCAUUGCAAAGAGAGGCUAUCCUGAAGUGACGUUAAUGGAUUGUAUGAGGCUCUUCACCAAAGAGGAUGUGUUGGAUGGGGAUGAGAAACCAACAUGCUGCCGCUGCCGGGCCAGAAAACGAUGUAUAAAGAAGUUCUCUGUCCAGAGGUUCCCAAAGAUCUUGGUGCUCCACCUGAAGCGGUUCUCAGAAUCCAGGAUACGAACCAGCAAGCUCACAACAUUUGUGAAUUUCCCACUAAGAGACCUGGACUUGAGAGAAUUUGCUUCAGAAAACACCAACCAUGCUGUUUACAACCUGUAUGCUGUGUCCAAUCACUCCGGAACCACCAUGGGAGGUCACUAUACAGCCUACUGCCGAAGUCCGGUUACGGGCGAAUGGCACACUUUCAAUGACUCCAGUGUCACACCCAUGUCCUCCAGCCAAGUGCGCACCAGCGACGCCUAUUUGCUCUUCUAUGAACUGGCCAGUCCACCCUCCCGUAUGUAGCAUUGAGGAGCUACAACCCUUCCCUCUUCCCUGUGGUGGCCCCACGUCCUAAGUUUUUUUUUAAAAAUUCAGAAAAAAAAACACCACAAAAAAAAAAAAAAAAACAAAAACACAACAAAAUCCUGACACGUGAGAGAAAUAAAGUAAAAUAAAGCUGCGGAGCAGACGUGGAUGCGGCCUGGGCAGGGUCUGGAGUGAGGAGCCUGUCGGGGACGACGACUGGUGCAGAGAUGGAUGGAGUCAGCCGCGUCCCUCAGCUCCCUGGUCGGCUCCUCUUGUUUGCAUUUUUAAGCUUGUGGUUUUACCUGUGUGUAAUAAAAAACGGCCGCGGUCUGUGGGGCGAGGAUCCUCAGUUCACCUGCUGCCCCCAGUGCCACUCCUUCUGGGAGGACAGCGCCAUCUGGAGCCUGCUGGGAGCGUCGCUGCUGGAUGGAGCUAGGGAGGAGCCUGCCCGGAGGCCGCCCUGCCUGGACCUGCUCACCAGUCAGUCCAGAGAGGAACAUCCAUGAGCCAAGAGCCCUCUUAACGCUGCUAAGCCCAGGGGUACAAAUGAGGGUGACAUCUUUGAAGAAAGCUGGUUUGGGUUUUCAAAAACCCAAGUCUUUUUUUUUUUUUUAAUUAACUAACGGAACGUGUUCCGACUGGAGAUGUGGUCCUUCGCACCUCUCGUCACAGCUGGGACGUGGGGCUGGCUCCCUGUUUCUGUUUUUGUUAGGUUUUCUGUUUUUGUUUGUUUCUUCUCCAAAUACAACUUUCCUAAUGCUAGCCCCCUGUGGUGCUAGGUGAGUGUUGACCAGGCCCAAGCGAAGUCACAGUAGACCUGGGAUCUAAAGUUUUCUGUUUUGAAGUUGUUUUUUUUUUUCCUUUAAUAUUUUGGAUGGAAUCUAGUUGCCUCCAAGAAUUGUGCCUUAUAGCAUUUGGGGACCAGGGGAUAACUUCCCCUUCCUGAGAUAUCCCUCAGCUGCUUCCCUUUAUACCCAUGCCAUGUUGAAAGCCACUGGGGCAUGUGGGCUCCUGCCCUGUGCCCUGGCUCGUUGUGCACUGCAGUGGUUAAGAGGGAAGUGGGUAAACGGUGUUUCUUAAGAUAGUGUAUCAAGCUCUUCCCGCCACCCUCUUUCCCACCCCUGGUCUGCUCCCAGCUGUUUGAAGGACAGCACAGGCCCCUUGUCCCUCAAGCCCCCCCUUUAAUUUAUUCUCUUCUUAAUACCCUUAUUCCCCAAGCUUCCUGCCACCCAUCCCUUUCUCAGAGUCUCUUAGACAAAGGCCCUCUGGACUGAGCUUCUCAGGGACACCCACGACACCCCUUACCCGCUCUAGGCAUCAGUCUUUGGUCCUGCCCUGGGAGUGUGAGCCUGGUGCCUGGGGAUGUCUCAUAAUUCUUUGCCGUGGGCUUGAUUUCGCCCUGACAUUAGACAAAAAAAAAAAAAAAAAAACUCCAUGCUGUCCCAAGAGUCAGGCUACUCAGCACUACGGCAUUUUGCACAGUGCAUUUUGCACACCCACUGGUGGGCCUGGCUUAUGCCCUCAGAACCUGGAGUGCUUGAGUGUCCCAGGUCAAGGCACCCUAGAAAAGACACCCCGAGUUUGCCUGGCCUGAUCCCCUUCUCUAGGGAAGACCUGUGACGUGAGCCCAAGGGCUGGUGUACACUUGUUUACUAUGUAAGCAAGAGUAGAAUGUCUAGUUACAGUGGAGCCUUGUACAGAAUAAAUAGUAGCUUUGAGAAGGAA